Molecule: messenger RNA, 1725 nt
Organism: Diaporthe citri
Lineage: Eukaryota; Fungi; Ascomycota; Sordariomycetes; Diaporthales; Diaporthaceae
Exons: 3
Coding region: 1-1725 (574 amino acids)
Source: RefSeq, a predicted model, not a curated record
AUGUACAUGCGCGACUUCGUUGAAGACGACGAAUUCUGGGACGAAAAUUGUGUGCUCUGUGAUUUUGCCACCGCGUGCAGGAAUGGAUACUCGCCAGAGAAGGACAGCAGGCCUGUCGAGUUCAUUAUCGUUCAGGCGCGCUUCCACUACAAUGCCAGGACGCCUGACGAGCCUUGGCAUAUCACAGUCGACUUUGGCACCCGUACCACAUGGAACAAUGGCGACGGCUUCUUCCGCCAGGGUUACCACAUCUAUGCUAAGAAUAAUGAUAUAAAACAGGGAUAUGCAGCUUAUAGCUCACCUAUCAACAGGCAGCCAGUUGGCAGGAUAAACCGUAAUGGUGCCGAGCCGGGAACGUCGACCUCAGUAGACAACAUGGAAGCCCCCAACUGGAUACCCUGGGGCACGAGAGACUACUAUCGACAUCCCAACUCCCGGGGAUAUUUGCACAAAACAGCUCACCGUAGCCUCAAACCCCCAACGGUCCUGUCCGAGGCCCGAGCUCGGAAAAUGCCUGGGGAUAAGCGCAAGAAAAGGCACCCGAUCCAAGAUGAGCUUGAUGACAUGAUCAGCUGUAUUCACGACGGAACUUUGAAACCGGCGAUCCCAGCCAAAGGGAAUUUCAUGGUCCCUGGCCUCUCCGGAGACCUGAUACAUGUCCGCCAAGCAGUCCUAGACUUCAAAAAGGCAGGGAAAGAACUUCCUGUUGCCUGGCAUGUGGUUCUGCAACGCUUUCAUGAAUCCAGACGCCGCUUAAAGAAGACUGCCAGAGCCCUCGGUGCGACCCGUGCUCGGUUGGCCUUUGACAAGACCAGGAGGACCACCAGGACCACAACGCGGUCUCGGGAAGGCCCUCUGAAGUCUAAAAGAUUGAACGGGACGGAAAGAUCCUUUCGGCCAAAAUCCAAGAUGCAUGCUUCGUUGGAUGAGUCCCUCGGUGCCCGCCGAGAUCGUCCGGGGACUGAACGGCCCCAAACAAAUGGCAGUAGCAUGAAUAAUGUGGACGGGGGAGCAAGGCUGAAAAGUCGGCCCCGAGCAACGGCGGGGUCUCCGAAGCCCAAAAGCUCAGAGGCAACAAAGCCAGGAUCAAGUCCCAAGCUCACGAUCCGUGACCCAUUCGAUACAGAUGCCGGCGCCCGCCAGGGUGUUUCGGCGUCGGGGGAGCUCGACUCAAAAGCUAGCCGCGGGAAGAGAUUCGGGAAGCCGCCUGGCGACGGAAAAUUCGAACCCAAAGGCCGAUCCCGAAGAAUUAUGAGGCGCCCCAAAGGCACUACGAAGGAUUUUGACCUGGGACACGCCUUGUUGAAUGCGGCGACUGAGCCAGGAGUAUCCACCCACCAUAGGCAGGGGCCAAAGGCAAACAAGCCAGAUUGGGGCGAGGGUUCAGCCCGGCCACGCACGAAACGUUUCCAGAAGUCCUCGUUGGGCAAUUCAUUGUUGAACUGGGGCAGCCCAGUCUCAAGUGGGGGUGGUCGGUCCUCUCCGGCGCCCAGCUCGCCGAACAGGAGACCCGGAACAUCUGGACGCCAGGAGAGCGGCUCAGACACCCGCAAAGCCGGCAAGAAGAGGGGCUCGCCCCUGCCGCCCGCGGACGCUGACCUGGUUUCGGAAAGUGGGAAGAAGACGAAGGGCCCGUAUAAGGCACAGCGGCCCAGGCAGACGCGAGCCCUAAAGACGACGCCAGCGUGGGUGCUGCCGCGAAGUGGGCAAGAAGCCACACUCUAG